Messenger RNA from Pygocentrus nattereri (red-bellied piranha), 1103 nucleotides. Its product is annotated as protein ATP6V1FNB. The coding region runs from base 56 to 595 and encodes 179 amino acids. The transcript has 2 exons. The record is from RefSeq and is a predicted model, not a curated record. NCBI's taxonomy places the organism in Eukaryota, Metazoa, Chordata, Actinopteri, Characiformes, Serrasalmidae.
CUCAGUACAGCACACAUUAACUCGCAGCGUUAGUCCAAAACACAGCAGAUUGACGAUGAGGAACCUUCUGACCACGCAGAACCAGAACUGCUACAGGGAGCUCAUCAUGAAGGAGGCCUAUACACGCCUCACCUGGAAGAUGAAAUACAGCAAAGACUAUCCCACCAGCUUCACGACCCGCAGAGCCAAGACCAUCGGCCUCUUUAACCCACCAAAACCCUCCACUGAAAUCACUCUACCUCCCAUCGUCCAGCCUCAGGGGAAGAAGAAGGAGGCCCCAGUGCUGGUGGGCCGCUCUCUCAGUGAAGCCCCUCUGAUGCGGCCUGUCAGCCCCAAAACCAAAGAUACCCUCUACCACGGCUUCUCCAAAGAGGGCAAAGGACGCAGCGUGUAUCUGAAGAGACGCGCCCAGAAAAUGCCAGAGGAAAAGUUCGACUAUCCAAUACUGUCCUCAUGGGAAUAUGGCUGGAGAUUAGGUGAUUAUGAACAUAACUAUAGAUCACCGGCUAAUGGAAGGUCAGGAGUUGUUAGGAGCACUUUCUACGCCAGGAAUGGCAUUUUCAACAUUCCUUCUGCAACUGAUAAACUGGGGUAACAUUCCAAACCAACGUUCCAAGAGGACAUGAUCACAUUCUCACAGAGACUGAAUAUUCCCAUCUCCACAAGCUGUGACUGACCGUAAACUACUAAUAAAUACUGAGUAGUUGUGCUUGACAUGGAUCUGGGUUUGCGAGAUGUUUUGACUCUGCAAUGUUUGUGCAACUCAUUUCAUAACAUUGUGCGUGUAUGUAUUGUGUGGUUUGUAUGUAACCUUGUAUGUAAGGUGCCAAAACAGUUAUUUGUACUGAUCCCAUUGGAGAACCUUGCAAGUGAGGUUUAUUUGCUUCUUUAGGGUACUAAGGGUGGUUCUUCUAUAGCAAGAACCCAUUAGCCCCUUAAGUUUUAAGAGUCUACUGCAUUGAUUGAGACAUACUACAGAAAAAUCAGGCAAUAUUUUACAUAUUUUAAAAAUGUUCUUUAAUUACAUUUGCUGUGAUGUGAAGUAUAAAGGUAAUGAAUGGAAAGAAAGAAGUGAAAGCAAUAAAGUCUAAAAGCCCGACACA